Mycosarcoma maydis (corn smut) is the source of this 324-nucleotide messenger RNA. Its product is annotated as mitochondrial 37S ribosomal protein mS33. Gene Ontology annotation, cellular component: mitochondrion. NCBI's taxonomy places the organism in Eukaryota, Fungi, Basidiomycota, Ustilaginomycetes, Ustilaginales. Bases 1 to 324 code for a protein of 107 amino acids. The transcript has 2 exons. The record is from RefSeq and is a predicted model, not a curated record.
AUGAAGGUGGCACCAUCCUCGUCGGCAGUGUGGUCGCUCAAAGCGCUCCAAGCCAAAGUGUUUGGUACGACGUACAACCCUACACAGGCACGCACUGGUGCCAAAGUGCUGCGUCAAAGGUUACAAGGCCCUUCGAUGUUGGCAUACUACCCUCCCACGGUGAAUUUCCGAGCGAUUCAGAAGCUCGUGCCUGGUUUGGGAAGGCUGCAAGACGUGCGCGAGACGCAGAGGUUGAAGGAUGUCGAGAGGAAGAAGAUGCUCGGAAAAGGUCCCCCAAGGAAGGGCGAGGGUCGACGUGCAGCUAUGAAGGGCAAGAAGAAGUAA